Helicoverpa zea (corn earworm) is the source of this 1944-nucleotide messenger RNA. RefSeq names its product monocarboxylate transporter 9-like. Gene Ontology annotation, molecular function: monocarboxylic acid transmembrane transporter activity. Lineage: Eukaryota; Metazoa; Arthropoda; Insecta; Lepidoptera; Noctuidae. The transcript is spliced from 6 exons. The record is from RefSeq and is a predicted model, not a curated record. Gene Ontology annotation, biological process: transmembrane transport; monocarboxylic acid transport. The coding region runs from base 256 to 1887 and encodes 543 amino acids.
CUAUGCGCCUACAGUGUCUGUCAUUACACUACACAACAUGUACACGGUGCUCCGAACAUUCACGUAUUUAGUUUGUUGCUAAUCAAAUUGAAAUUGAACCAGAGGUCAACAAUCUUUAUUAAAACAACUGUGAAAUAUUCAAACAAGUGAUGGAAAAUGUGCCGUACUUGUGAUUUGACGUUGUUUUAAAGUGUUAUAUCACAAUUAGAUAUAAGUUUUGUUUGAAGAAAUGUGAUUAGUGAUUCUGAACUGAAAAUGUCGAAUGUUGAAACAAAUAAAGUCCCCCCUGAUGGGGGUUAUGGAUGGGUCGUGACUAUAGCUUACGCUAUGAACAAUGUGGUUGUGCUACCCUUAAUCGCAGGAUUCGCUUUGGUGUUGAACGAGACUGACCUAACAGCUACACAAGUAACCUUUGUAAUUGUAUUAAACCACAGCAUUGGAAUGCUCUUGUCAUUUUUCGGAGGACCCAUGUUAAGUCGUUUUGGGUACAGAAAGGUUGCCGUAUUGGGUGCAAUAUGUAUAUCGGGUGGCCUCAUGAUCAUGGCUGCAGCUACAGAAUUCUGGCAGUUUAUUUUAUCUUACAGUAUUAUAUGUUCAAUGGGCGUAGCUGCAAUAAUGGCAGCCUUCACUUUAGCAAUAAAUUCAUUCUUCAAAGAUAAACGAGGAAGAGCCGUCGGCGUGGGCAUGUCUAUAACAGGGUUAGGAUCUAUAUACAUGCCCUUACUUAUGAGCUUCUUGAUGUACACGUACGGAUGGAGAUAUGCAGUAUUAAUUAUAAGCGCAAUUUGUCUCCACUCACUAGUAGCAGCAUGCUUACUUAGGCCUGCUAAGUGGUACUUAAAGGACCCACCAACAUCAGAAGAAGCGAUGCCCCUUAAUAAUGAACCAAAGCCAGAUCUCCCUAACGGCAGUAUAACUCCUUCAUCUAAGGCUGUUGGUAUCGCUUCACUACCACUCUUAGAAGGAUCUGGGGAAAACGGUGUGCUCCCAUCAAAGAGUUUAUCCAUGAGAUCUCUAAAUAGUAAUUCAAGCUUGAAAGCCAGAAAUGCCAUAUCGCACCCAGAUAUACUAAACAAACAACAAGACGUACCAUUGUCAGAAGCACGAUACAAGUGGUGGGAGUCUCAAGAAAUAAACCUCAGCAGUUCAAUUAAUAUAUUUAAUGAAGCUGAAAAUCUGAAAACCAAUAAUACUCAAGAAAAAGAAGUGGUUAAGGAAAAAGAAAAAAAGGGUUAUUUCGAACAUUUCGUCCAGUUCUUUGACCUAACACUUCUGAAAGACCCUAUAUUUGUAAACAUUGUGUUUGGUCUGUCAAUAGCUGCUUGUGUAGAAACGAAUUUUUCAUUGUUGCUGCCUAUUAUUCUCAAAGACAUGAUGAAGUUUGAAACAAGUGAUAUAGCAAAACUAAUGUCAGUCAUUGGUUUCUCGGACACGCUAUUUCGAUUUGUGUCCCCAUUCAUUGGUGAAUGGUGCAAUAAGUCACCGAGGAUCAUGUACAUGGUCAGCUUACUUAUGAUUAUCUUCACCAGAAGUAUGAUGCUGUUCACAUCAUCCUUCAUGGGCAUGCUGUUCGUGUCCCUAGCACUAGGAAUAACCAAGGCUAUGAGAACAGUGUACGUGAACAUCGUGAUACCUAACUACGUGCCCAUCCAUAGACUGGCUUUCGCGUCCGGGAUACAAAUGUUCUUCAGCGGAAUUACUAUCUUCACUAUCGGAACUUUAUUGACUCGUGUUCGCGAGGCUUCUGGGUCAUACAUAAUGCCGAUCAUCGUGCUGAACUUCGUGACAUUCAUCACCAUCAUAUCUUGGAGUGCAGAGUUCAUCUACUUCAGGUUAAAAGACCGAAAACAGCAGGUGGUAGACCAAAAUGAACAACCUGCAGCAUAGUACCUUAUCCUUCUGCCUUUGUACAAUUAUAGCUUAAGUAUAUUUUAUUUUACAGAA